This is a messenger RNA of Sphenostylis stenocarpa, 1551 nucleotides long. NCBI's taxonomy places the organism in Eukaryota, Viridiplantae, Streptophyta, Magnoliopsida, Fabales, Fabaceae. The record is from the annotation of a GenBank genome assembly.
AUGCGGCAGCUAUUUCUGAAAGCGAGGAAGUUCGAUAUUGAAAAGGCAAAACAUAUGUGGUCUGACAUGCUACAAUGGAGGAAAGAGUUCGGCGCGGACACUAUUAUGCAGGAUUUUGUGUUCGAAGAGUUAGAUGAAGUUGUGAAGUAUUAUCCACAUGGUCAUCAUGGCAUUGAUAAGGAGGGAAGGCCUGUUUAUAUUGAAAGACUUGGAAAAGUUGAUCCAAACAAACUUAUGCAAGUUACAACUAUGGAUAGGUACGUCAGGUACCAUGUGCAAGAGUUUGAGAAAGCUUUUGCAGUAAAGUUUCCGGCUUGUACUAUUGCUGCGAAGAGACACAUUGAUUCUAGCACCACGAUCUUAGAUGUUCAAGGAGUGGGUCUUAAGAACUUUACAAAGUCUGCCCGUGAACUUGUUACGCGAUUGCAGAAAAUUGACGGUGACAAUUAUCCUGAGACCCUUUGCCAGAUGUUUAUUAUAAAUGCUGGGCCUGGAUUUAGGCUGUUGUGGAACACUGUCAAAUCUUUUCUCGAUCCAAAAACAACUUCCAAGAUUCAUGUUCUUGGAAACAAGUAUCAAAGCAAAUUGCUUGAAGUAAUAGAAGCCAGUGAGUUGCCAGAAUUUCUGGGAGGUACUUGCACCUGUGCAGAACAGGGAGGUUGCCUUAGAUCUGAUAAAGGGCCCUGGAAAAAUCCUGAAAUAUUCAAGAUGGUUUUCAAUGGUGGAGCAUGGCGGUCAAAACAAGUUGUAAAAGUUCUUAACAACGAAAGAAAGGUUAUUGUGUAUGCUAAGCCAGGAUACCCAAUGGUAAAAGGAAGUGAUACAUCCACUGCUGAAUCAGGGUCAGAAGCUGAAGAUAUAUCCUCUCCGAAAGCAAUGAGGAGUUAUUCACACCUUAAGCUGACCCCUGUUCAUGAGGAAGCUAAGAUAGUUGGAAAAACAAGCUAUGCCAAUAACUUGUCUGGAUACGAUGAAUAUGUUCCAAUGGUAGACAUACCUGUUGAUGCUGGUUGGAACAAGCAAGCGUCCCUACAGAGGUCUUACACCUCAAAAGGAGCUUCUUCUCUUCCUGUCACUCAAAAAACUCCAGAAGGAUUUCAAGCUCGUAUUUGGGUAGCACUGUCUGUCUUCUUCUUGACUGUAUUAACUCUUUUACGUCAAGUUGCAUACCCUGUGACCAAGAAAUUUCCUGCAUUAUCAUCUAAUGAUGAUAAGAGCACUUCAGAACCACCUACUGAUACAACAAACAUGGAAUUUCUUCCUCCUUCCUCAACACCACCAUGUACAGAAGAAAAUCUCCUUCCCUCCAUGCUGAAAAGGUUAGGUGAGCUUGAAGAGAAGGUUGACACACUCCAAUCUAAACCAUCAGAGAUGCCUUAUGAGAAAGAAGAGUUGUUGAAUGCUGCAGUAUGCCGGGUGGAUGCUUUGGAAGCUGAGUUAAUUGCCACUAAAAAGGCUCUGUAUGACGCAUUAAUGAGACAAGAAGAGCUGCUUGCUUACAUCGACAGACAAGAAGAAGCCAAGUCGCGGAAAAAGAAGUUUUGCUGGUGA